Pararge aegeria (speckled wood butterfly) is the source of this 10310-nucleotide messenger RNA. RefSeq names its product mitoferrin-1 (gene mfrn). Lineage: Eukaryota; Metazoa; Arthropoda; Insecta; Lepidoptera; Nymphalidae. The coding region runs from base 194 to 1210 and encodes 338 amino acids. Gene Ontology annotation, biological process: iron import into the mitochondrion. The record is from RefSeq and is a predicted model, not a curated record. The transcript is spliced from 7 exons. Gene Ontology annotation, cellular component: mitochondrial membrane. Gene Ontology annotation, molecular function: ferrous iron transmembrane transporter activity.
CGUGCUGAUCACAUCCAUCGCAUUUUGUACGAAACCGAAAUCAAUUUUUGAUUGUUCGUUCCAAAUUUUGAAUGUCUGUGACGAAAAUAGUGUAGCGAAAAUGACAUUGAUAAAUUGGUAGAGAUAAAAAUUCAACAAUUGUUGUCGUGUUUGUGUUUAUUUCGUGAUAAGUGUUUAGUAUUUUGUGAGUAUUAUGAACUUUGAGGACUAUGAAACCCUCCCGACCCAAAGCUCCAUUACACACAUGACCGCCGGAGCGAUCGCGGGGGUCAUGGAGCAUUGCGUAAUGUACCCGCUGGACUCCGUGAAGACGCGAAUGCAGUCGCUGCGCUCAGCGCACAAUGGCAGCAUCGCAGAAACCUUCCGCUACAUGGUGCAGCGCGAGGGUCUCCUCAGGCCGAUCCGCGGCAUGUCUGCAGUGGUGAUGGGCGCGGGCCCGGCGCACGCCUGCUUCUUCGCCACCUACGAGCAGAGCAAGCACACGCUGUCGCAGCUCACGCGCCACCGGCACGACCACAUCACGCACGGUCUCUCAGGCUGCUUGGCGUCGCUGGUUCACGACGCCGUCUCAAAUCCCGCUGAAGUGGUGAAGCAGCGGCUGCAGAUGCUGAACUCGCCGUACCGCGGCGUGUGGGAGUGCGCGCGGCACGUUUACCGUGCCGAGGGUCUCCGCGCUUUCUACCGCUCCUACGGCACGCAGGUCGCCAUGAACGUGCCGUUCCAGGCGCUACAUUUCGUGACGUACGAGUGGUGUCAGUCGAUACUCAACCCUCGGCGCGCGUACGAACCUAAAGCGCAUUUGGUCUCCGGCGGGCUGGCGGGCGCGCUGGCGGCCGCCGCCACCACCCCCCUGGACGUGUGCAAGACCGUGCUCAACACGCAGGAAGCGGCCGCGAGGGCUGACGGCCUGGCGGCAGCCGCCGCGCUGGUCUUGAGGUCUGGCGGUCCCCUGGCCUUCUUCCGCGGCGUACAGGCCCGAGUGCUCUACCAGAUGCCCGCUGCCGGUAUAUGCUGGCUCACGUACGAAACGCUCAAACAUGCACUCACGAUCGACUUGAGUAGUGAAGAGAGUUCUGGAGGUAGCAGUAAUAGCACCACAGUCAGUACGGGUAGUGGGGUAGCCGCGGUGGGGGGUGGUGGGGGGCCGCUUGCGUGCGCCGCGCUGCGUCUCGCCGCGGCCGACGUGCCCACCACGCUCACACGCACCUAAACAAGGCACGGCGGGCACCGACCAUAUCGUGUCUACAAUGAACUGUACAGUGGAUAUUAGUAUUUCUGUUGUCAUAUAAACUAUUGUUUUUAUUUGUUUUGUAACGCACGAAACAGACAGAGGCUGGGUUACAUUCCGCGUUGUGUAACAAAAUGUAACUAUAAAAAAUUCGUCCUCCGCCCCGGCUUCUGUGUGUUUGAUGGUUUACUUUUGUGUUGUUUACGUUUGUUAUGUGAAGUAGAUCUAAUUUUAAUAAAAUCUUCGGUGUUGUUCGAAUAUGAAAGAAUAGCUUUUGUAUGGUUUACAAGGUUGGGGUUGGAAACCACGAACCACUAAAAGGUCUUUUAGCUAUAAAAUAAAGAAGUUUUUAAACUUAGCUGGCAGGGUCCAGGGAAUAGGUCCCCACUGAUCUUUUUAAAGAAUUUUAAGUCCGCGCGAUUUCUCGUUUUCCGCAGUUCGAGGUAACCAUAAGUAAUUUUGCAAAGUCCUUUAUUUUCCUGUGAAAGUCUCAUCAAAAUCGGUUAAGCCUUUUAUUAAUAAAAAAAACAGAUUAUUGAGAAAUUUCUUAAUAAUCAUGUAAGGUUUAAUAAAAUGAAAGGUAGGCAUUUAUAUAAGAAAUCUUCUAAAACAGGAACAUUGUUAAAAAAAGGUAUUUAAAUGCAGUCUUUAUUAUGAAACAGUGUGUAAUACGAUUUAAUUGUGCAAAAACAGUUGUGCGUUGUUAAUAAUAAAUUAAAUCUCAGAUUAGUCUGUUCUGGGAUUAUAAAAAAAAAAAAAUAUCUAACACAUGUCUAUUUCAUGUAUAGUUCUAUCAAAAAGCAUGCGUGACCGAUCCCAAACUAAAUUGCCCUUUACUUAUAGCACGCGAUUUGUGACAUGAAUUCGUAAUAUACAGAGUUGUUAUUACCCUCCAAAAUUGAUAGACGAUUACGAAUAUUGUAUCCACUCUAAAUAAUCGAUGGUUACAAUUAAAUUAGAUCUACUUAGCUGGAAAUUGUGUUUCGCUCAAUGGAAAAAAAAAAAUUAUAUUAUCGUAUUGAAUACGAUUUUUUUUUAUUUAAACAUAAAUAUGUGUCUACGGUCAGGGUUUCAUGAUUGUUAUAGGUUGCGUAACGUAAAAAGAACGCCGUCUGACCUGGGCCGAUGCAGUGUGCGAUUAAUACAAUAACACGCGAUUUAAUGGCUUAUUUAACCUUUAUGUACAUAUAGCAAACAAAAGACAACACAACACUGUGUGCAGUAUAGUGAUUUUGUAAGUGAAAUGUAUAUUAGCGCAACAUUAACGGCCUUUAGUUCUCUUUUUACGUGUCGCAAUUUAUAUUAAUCAGACACCUUUAUUUAAAAUUCAUAUAACCGAGAGUGGAACAAAAUUGAAAACGAAACGUAAACAAUUAAAGUCACAUUCAGACUGUCGGAAGGCGAUUAUUUGUGAUAUUAUUAAACUGCAUCAAACGUAGGAGUUGUUUUCAGCUCAACGAGUCCCCGAUCAGUCUGGACGCGCCCUAAGAAACUAAAGCUUUAAACGUACGGGAGAUCUGUAAAUUAAGGUUUGGUUUCCAAAUGAAUUAUGAAUUUUGUCGAGAACACAAACAAUGUUCAAAUAGCUGUCGUUAUAUUUCUUCAUUUUUUUUUGAAUAUUUGGAAUUGACUAAAUUUUUAUUUUUAUUAUUAUGUUUGGCUAGCCACCUAUGCGUGACUUUCUUUCUAUUAAAUAAAGCGAAUCUUAUUAAAAAUUAAGAGCAUAUUGUAAUUAUAUUCUGUCUAAUAUUGUGAGUGGUUGGUAAAGAUAGGGCAUAAAUAUCUAAGGUUGGCAAUAAAGUUAACAAUGGAGCUGUUAAUACCACCAAAUAUAUCCAAUGAUUUUUUAUGGUUGAGUGCCAGGUCACUAGUAUAUAAGUUAGUAGCAACUUUAGGUCAAUUUUCUUUAAAAAAAAAUAUAUGCUAAUGGCUAAUUUCAGAAAAACCCGUGGUUUUAGAUUAUCUGAGAUUUUUUUAUUUCUAUGAAAAAUCGUUUAAUAUCAGAGUCGCCUUCUUUAUUAGGUGGUAUUAACUAAUAAAUAAAUAUUUUUAACAAAAGUAAAUAAAUAUACAUAUUUAGCUAUUGUAACAACACUGAAUUGUGAUUAAAGACGUUUGUUUUUCUCAAAAGAAAUAACAAUUUGUAUGAGAAUAUUUACAACUUAUUUCUAUCUACGUAAGAUUAACAUGAGGGUGAAACAAUACAAUUAAUAUUUUUUGUAGUUAAAAAAAUUAAUAUUUUUUUUUGUAUUAAAAAUUCACGCGGACGUUUUAACAACUGGUGUAUGUUUUGCCGCCUUCCCAUCUGAGGUAUUUAUUCUCUAUAUUAUAUCCCAAUCACUGAAUAUUAUUAAUUAAAAUAAAUAGCAACAAAAAUACGUCAUAAGACAUUAUUUGUAUAAUGAAUGUGAUUAUUAUUAUUAAAUUACGAGCGAACGAAACCGAAAUGAAACGUUAAAAAUUAAAUUCAAUGCAGGAACAGAGCUCUUUAACUCGACUAUUACUUAUUAAACUUUUUAUAUUGGUCGGGUACCGAUCUCUUUGACCUUUUUUUUUAAAUUUCAAAUGCACGUUUUACCAGUCUGAUGACACAGACAGACCUACAAAUUUUCUUCUCUAUCUUCCUUUAUCUAUACUUUUUUUCCCCUUUCAAUAUCCAAGCUAUUUUCCGAUUGAACAAAAUAAUUUUGCUUUAUUAAUUACAGACUAGUCAACCGUAGGUCGGGUUAUAGAGAUUAUCCUGUACACGAUAUACAUACAAGUUGACUGACUUACUCUAGCGAGUACGUGCGCAUCGAUCAACUGUUUCGCACUAGCAAUCAUACAGUUGGGAAACGGUAAUAAAUUUUAAGAUUUACUUUCUUACCUCUUUCAUAAUAUUGACCAUAAUGUGUGAGUAAAGCUGAAUUAAUACUUAAUUUUGAAAAUUUGUAUAUUAAAAGUGUGAAGUGGUGCACUAGAUGACUGUAGUAGCUUAGUUGGCAACAAAGUACUCUUGCUAAGAUUGCUUUGGAAUAUAGUUAUGUGUAUAAAAAAAUAUUUUUAAACUAUUAUAAGGAACAUAUUUGAUUAUUUGUGGGAUGCGUGUGCUAGGCUAUCUCGCGAUGCAGCGAUCUUCACAAACACGCAAAAGAGAAAGCCUUUUGCUCACUUUGCACGCUGCAAAUUGUCGUUGUCCAACUGUAUGGUAGCCAAACUGCGACCGUGUGUUUAGCGGGAGCUCACCUCCCUUGUUAUUGUUAAUAAUUUUGUUAUAUACUGAAGUUUAUAUUAUUUUAAUCAUAUUUUAUAAUUUUGUUUUUGUUUUAUGUCCAUUAUUAGGGUAUCUAUUCGGUUUAGUUGGUUUGUCCGGUGAGUUGCGAUGGCAAAGAAAAUGGCAACUCGAAAUUUUUGUGCGACCUUUUUUUUUUUUUUUAAAUUGAUUGUUACAGCGUUCAUUAUUGAGAUUUUUGAAAAACUAAAAAAUACUAAGUUUCUGUAGUAAUUCUGUCAUUGUGUGAUUGUAAACAGUAUUUCUAACGACAGAGACAAAAAAAAAUGUGCAUGGAAAUUUUCGUGUGCUUUUUUUUUGGAAUAUUUUACAGCAAUGCAAAUCGUAUUAAUGUAAUGGUAGUAAUUCGAAAUUGUGCUAACGGCUACCAAAAUGAUAGGAUUAAACAAGCAAAAAAUGUCUCAAGUGCGAAAGUAAAAAUACCAGGUUUUUAAAUACACAUUUUACCCUCAGGCAAAUUGGUAACAGGUAUAGUUCUAGUAUCGAAACGCAUCAUCAAAGUAAAAUAGGCCUAAUUUAACUCGUUUUAGAGUGACUAAUUCUGCCAACGCUGGUCAGAGAAGAUUAAAGAAGUGUGGACAAAUUUAAGCUUUAAUACGAGCUUGAUUAUUACUGUUUUACUCUUGUCAUUGUAGUGGUACAAACGUCAAAAACGACUGUAACAUUGCGACUGUACCAUACUAAAGCCUUUUUCACCACCUUCUGAUAAGUUUCAGAUAACCUUAACAUAAGAUUCGUCACUUUCUUGCUUCAUGACAUAAUGUGUGAAUAAGCUAUCCGACACUAAAAUCCGAUAAGAGUGUGGUAAAGCAGGCCCUAAGGUAACUGGUAUCAUUUAUAUGUACAUCCCUAGACAAUUAUAUUUUCCCUGUAGAGUUGAACAAAAUGCAAAUUCCCUCAGGAAUGAAUAUUUGCAAAACUCUUAGUAUUCUUUCAAUAUAGACAAAUAUUUGAUGAGUUUGCGCAUUAUCCAAUUAGUACCAUUAUUUGAUUCAAAAAAUAAAUAUUAUUGUAGUGCUUAGAAUAAGGUUAGUAUAAUAAUGUAAAAAUAUAGAAUUGUUACUUGCAUCACGAUUGUUUAAGGUGUAUAACUUUUUGAGAUCUUGCCCUCUUUAGUUCAGCUAUUAAACAUCACAUCGCAGUGUGUGAGUUAUAAAAGGUAAAUGGAAACAUAUGUACACGGUCGCGAACUAAAAGGGCAUUAUUAAUAAACGUGGCAUUACGUCGGAAUAGCUAUGCCGUAUUUUUUCACAUUUAAACUGACAGAACAUUUCAAAUUCUAGAGCAUGACCAACCGCUGCGCUGUUAUGCCACGAUUAUCAAUAAGGCGUUUCAAACGUUAAUUUCCUAGUGUUAUAUUUGUAUGUGUGUGUAUAGUAUGCGGAACUAUGCGUGCAGGGUAGCCAACUCUCAAAAAAAUUUGGUUUUUUCUUGAAUUGAAAUAAAUUUUAGUUAGGCCAUUCUGAUAAAAUCAUAUCAGAUCAUCAUAUAAGAUAGGUCAUAACAUUAUUUUUUUUAAUUAAAAUUUUAGCUACAAGGGUUAAAUUUUCAGGUAUUGUUGUUCUAUUUUACCUCUUAGUGUCACUUAAAACUCUUAUUUGUUAACACUGUGUGACAAAAGUUUCUUUAUCAAUAUCACAAUUCAAAUUUCGUUUAAACGCACUUUUUAGGAAAAUGUAAAGUAUAUUGACCAAUAAUAAAAAUACUGAUACUUUAUAAUUAUACAAACAGAAUUGGCUACUCUUAUAUUAGAAUGCAUGUGUGUGUAUUUGUGUGUGUGAGUGUGUAAGAGUGGAGCGGAGAGCUGUGAUGUUGUGGAUAAUAUUCUAGUAAACAGUCGUUAUAAGUGUUGAUAUUAUUAAGGGUUUCAUUAUUACUUGAUAUUAACGAGUAGACGUGGGCGAUGCAAUGUGCAAAAAAACACGAAGCACACCGGAACACGUUGUAGAUUAGGUGCUGUUUCAUAUAUACGUAGUAAUUUCUAACAAUACGUCUCUUUUUGUAAAAGUAAAAAAGUUAUUUCUUAUUGUGUUUUCUAUUGCAACGAAAAAAAUCGACAUUUGUUUCCUCCGCAUUUUUAAUAAUUUUUAAGUACUUUUUCCAUUAUCUCUGUCCAUAAAUAGUGUAGGCUUUAAAUAUUAUUAUCAGCGUUCUUAAUCGAAAUUUCACAUUAAGUAUAAUGUUACAUUUUAGAAUAUAAUAUUAAUUAAUAUUAUUGACAAGACACGUAGUAGAAAAUUAGUAAAAAAAUUAUCAUAAAUUUAAAUGCGCGAUUGUAAUGAGACGUAGGAAUAGGAAAUUAGAAAACUAGCAUCUUGUACAUUGCACGCUAAGCGCCGAGUCCUUAUUUGUAAUGAUAUUCCAAUCGUAAUUUAGUCUUUCGUGCCAUCAAAUCCCUCAUUCAUUUGAAUUGCCACAUAUAUCCUGCCACCUACCUAUAAGGCAAGAGUAAAUAGGCAUAUUUUAGGCUCGAAAUCAAGCGGGAUCGAACCGAGUUCUUUUAAUUGGUUUCCAUCAGGCAUGAUUAUCGUCGAGCUCAAAUAUAUUUUGCACUAAAAACCAACAAAAUACUAUGUUACGAUUUGAAGUCACGGACGCAGGGCUCUUUAACUAUAGUUUGUAAUAAGUUACCCUAAUUGUAUCAAUUAUGUAAAAUACCAGUCUUAUUAAUGCAAUUUCUUUGAUCACUCAAUUGUACAAAAUGUAUAUUCGAUUUAAGUAGCAAUUUUCGAAUCACGUAAACAAACUUAAACUUUUUAAUAUUCAUUCUAGUGCACUACGUUAAACUUUACGUCGUCAUCAACAAAUUAGUUGCAGUAAAUAAAAUGUUAUCAUUGAAAUUGUUUACUCGGUUGGAAAAUUGUAUAUAAGCCUAUAAGGGGAUGGCCUCCUAUAAAGUUGUUGCGCGUGAGUGUGACUCAGUUAUGCGCGGCGAUUGUAACUGGUACCGUUACCUUUUGGUGUGGGUGUCACCUAAAAAGAGCGUUACCAAAUUUGCUGCGCGAGUUUUUACUUUUUAAAUGCAAAUGAGUCCGUCUUUCCAUUUAUUUUACAUAUAUUCGUAGAUUUAUAUAGUGCAUGUACUAAACACUGCAAUCAAAUUUACGGUUAUAUGUAUAAUAAGUAUAAUAAAAUAUAUACCGGUUCUACGAAUUGCUCUUCGUGUAGGUUUGUUCCUCUUUUUUUCGUGUCACCUACAGUAACUGUUAAUAAUAAGCUAUACACUGCUACCUAUUAGUUGGUACAUGUUAACAGUUACCUGUUAAUAUUUGUUACGUGAUAACUUUUACCUAUCAGCCGUUAGGUUUUAAUCUGAUGGAUGUUAAAUUUAACUAUUACCUACACAUAACUUUUACCUGUCAGCCACUGUUACCAGUUAACUAGUAUCAUGUACCUGUUAAUUGUUAGUAUGUCUACUCUCAUUUGGGCACUAUAGAGGGCUGUGAUUUGUAAUAUUAUCUUUCCGCGGAACUCAAAAUUGACAAACUUACGGUCACUCAUCUAACAAGAAAUAAAUUAUCUGUAACAUGUUCAUGCAGUCUACUAAAAUUAAUGAGAAUAAUGUACAGACCUAGUAGCUGUAAAGCUUCCAGAUGCGUCUUUAGGCGCUGGUCACCAUCAUCGUUUGCGAGCAGAGGAAUAGUGAGACUUUUAAAAUAUAAUUUGAAGUCUAAUGAAUUUGAUCUUUAAAAGUAGCCGGAUAAGUUCCGUUUUUCGCUGAUGUUACAGUGUUCCGAUGCUGGAAAAUGAGUUGUGAGCGUACAAAUCUUACAGGUACUAAGGGUAUAUUUGUAUACGGUGUAACAACUAUAGAUUAGAUUAGUGACCUGAUACCGGAUCCCUGUCAAUUAAUUCAACUAUGAUCCAUACCUAAUUGCAAAUGAGUAAACUCACAAAUUUUAUGGUGGUCUGGUCAUUAACUGCCAAUGUGUUAUAAGGGUGAGGGAAUCUACAAUUUAAUAACUCUCAAGCUAUCUACAUUUUGAUAGUUACUAAAGGUAACAACUGUCAAAUGACAAGAAGACAACAGUUUACUUAUAGUAACAAGUAACAACUAUCAACUAUAAGUUUACAGUAAGACUAGGCUUGGUGCACUAUUUACGUGCUGUCUUAGAAAUAACGUUAAACUGGAUAUUCACAUGUUUUUCAAAGCUAACCUAUUGAGGAUAUUUUAUAAUUUAUCUGUGGUAGUCUUUUAUUUUUAAAAUUUGUUAUGAUAUUAAAUACAUAGUGGAAAUAUUUACGGUGGCAUUCUGUAUAACUGGUUGAGUUUAACUCACUCUGAGACUACUGUAUUACAUGUUUGUAUAUGUGUGUAUGUGUGCGAAAGAGAGAGAUAGUGCAGUUGUCUGUGUGUGUGAUUGGGUCUGAGCGGGAAUUGUUGUAUGGUAUUAUUAAAACUAUGAAAUAUAAUGUAAAUUUGUUAGAGCGCGUGUAAAAUAUUAUUAUAGCUUUAGAUUACAGUCGGGUGGGGUAACAUUUGCAUGUGACUUUGACGGACAGCGAAUUAUUUAUUAAAUUAUUUUUUUUUUUUAAAUUACUUUGUCCGUAUGUACAAUAAGAGAGAACAGAUAAAAUUGCCCCACUUUGGCCUCAAUAGCCAUAGAGUAAAGGGUUUGACAUGUACAUAUGUAUGUUAUAUCUGGUUAAUAAUAGUGGUUUAAACCACUUUCAAAAAAAACAUAUGCUGUUGAAGUAACACAGUAGAGCAAAGUUAUCCAACCGGGGCGUAUUAUUAAUAAUAAUAAAUAUGAACAUCAUUCGGCGGAUGGAAAACUGGUCGGCGGUGCUACGAGUGAAGAUUGUAACAUGCACCGUGCAACGCACAUUCGGUUGAACUUCCUAAACACACUCAACGUUCCCCAUUGACAUAAUUCUUUAUAUUAUACAUGAUUAUUCCAAUGUUAUGAGAUAUUUGACGAUUAUUGUAUAUUUUUACGGCCCACUGGCGCUGUGGGUAGCGAUCCUCCUUUCUGUGUCCAAUGUUGUGGGUUAGAUUCCCAAAACUGGAAAAUGUUUGUGUGAUGAACAUCAUCGGUCAUCUUAGUACCCAUGACACGCUAAGCUUACUUUGGGGCUAGAUGGCGAUGUGUAUAUUGUCUUAGUAUAUUUAUUUAUUAUUUCCUGGUAAAGUUAGCGAGGGCAAGUGUAGCCACCCUAUUCAGUGACAUUAUCAGCUCUAUUAGAAUUAAUAAAUUAAAAUACACAGCUAGGCACAUGUCUUGUAUUUCAUAUGAAAAGAAUAAAUAACCUUCUCUUACACCAAUAUUCCAAUUGGUGUUUGUAUACUCAUCGCAGAUUUUGUAUGGGGAGCGCAGCUGCCCGAUUCACUAACUUUACCAAGAGUUGGCAAGCGGUGGUCACAUGUUAUCCCCAUACAAAAUAUGCAAUGAGUUGACAACUGUCGCUAUCAAUCGCUAUUGCUCAACAUGGGAAGUAAUAAUUGUUGCGUUGCGCGGUGUGUGCGGGAAGAGGGAAGGAAGCGCAGCUCAUCGGGAGGAAGAUUAUAUAUACUAUUGUUUCGUGUACAUUGCUUAAGAUGGAUUCACGUUACGCCUCACACAGCCCGGGUCUCAGUAAACUGAAAAUGUCCCUCUUGUAUUUGUUCCCGAUCGUGCAAGGCGUAACAGGAAUCCACCUUUAAUACGUAUCUGUUAUAUGAUUGUAUAGAUGAGUGCCACUAAAUUGUUAGUUGUAAGAGUUGCGACUGUACUGGCCUGUGCGGCGCUGGACACGUCUGGGCAGUCGACACACACCAAGUGACGUUUACUUGACAAGUGACGUUCAAGAGAAACAGAAUAAACAUUUGGA